UUUUUAGUUCGUUGGCUCUCAGCAUUCAGAUCGCAAAAAAAAAACAAAAAUAAAAAUAAAUUUUAAUUUUAUCAAAUUUUGCCUAAAUUCGAAGUGAGUGAUUUUCGAGUUGAUUACGGUUUUUUUUUUGAAGGACUCGGCACUGAACGAUCGAAAUGAACAUGAACUAUAACAUUCCUUACGAAGCUAACUAUACUGAUGAUAUGGUGGGCAUGCAGCCACUGGGUAUGCCAGGCAUGUCGGGCGUGCCUGGCAUGGCAGUUCCGGCUGGGUCCAUGCCGAUGAGCAUGCCAAUGGGAAUGGCCGGAGCGGGCAUGAAUCAGAUGCAAUUACCACUGGCAACCAUGCCGGCCAUGGCGAUGCCAAUGUCUACGGCUGGUCAGAUGCCCUAUCCGAUGCAAAGGGCUGCACUGCCAUCGCAGCCAAUGGGUAUGAUGUCAUCGAUGCAACCGGCUCAAGGCAGUCAGCUGGCGAUGUCGAUGUCGCAGCUGCCGCCUGGGGCAGUAACGCCCUUGAACAGUGUGUCUGUGAUGCCAGUGAUGGGCAGCGGGGGCGCCAUUGAUGGCUCUGGCAUGAAUGUCGUUGUGCCCGAUCUGCAGCCGCUUUCGGCUAUGUCUCAGAUGGGCUCAAACAGUCAAAUGCCACACCUGCAGCAUGGCCGGUUGGCAGGCGGCGCGGCAGCGUCGAACAGCAAUUGGAUGCAGAGUCCGAAUGCCGCCCAAAUGAUGCCAAACCAAAUGUGGAACUACGCUCAAGCAUAUUCAAAUUUGCAGCAGCAACAGCAGCAGCAGCAGCAGCAGCAGCAACAGCAGGCCGCCCAGCAACAUCAGCAAAUGCAGCAACAUCAGCAACAGCAACAGCAGCAGGAUCAGCAGCAGCAGCAACAACAGCAUAAUCGUAUGAAAGCCCAUUACGAUUAUUCCAACAGCAAUAGCUUUAGGGAGACUCGAAACGGAUUAAACUCACCCGCAAUGUAUGAUUCGCUACGACUCAGGAGUAGCAGUGGAUACAUAGGAAAAAAGGUCCCACAAUGGCGCUGAUCUUUGGUUUUGUCUGAUUCAACGAUCAUACAUAUAUAUAUAUAUCAUUUGUAGUUGCCCAAUGUUGUUCACAUCAUACACAUAACGUUCAAUCGACCUUUGCCAGUUGUCAAAAUUGUCCUCAAUGUGUAAUCGACAAUUUGAAUAGCGUGUGGACUUGCUCUCAAACCAAGCUAACUUACACGUUUUGCAAAGUUCGUCUAUUCUACAAUGAAUUAUUUGCAGGUAUCUUUCAUGAACAAAUAUAUUGUAUUCUGAAAAAGCGA
Messenger RNA from Drosophila hydei, 1306 nucleotides. RefSeq names its product transcription activator MSS11. The record is from RefSeq and is a predicted model, not a curated record. Bases 156 to 1040 code for a protein of 294 amino acids. The transcript is spliced from 4 exons. NCBI's taxonomy places the organism in Eukaryota, Metazoa, Arthropoda, Insecta, Diptera, Drosophilidae.